Lactuca saligna is the source of this 1216-nucleotide messenger RNA. The record is from the annotation of a GenBank genome assembly. NCBI's taxonomy places the organism in Eukaryota, Viridiplantae, Streptophyta, Magnoliopsida, Asterales, Asteraceae.
ACUUGAUAAAGUAAUUAAGCACAACCAUUCCUACAUUCAACUGAAAAUGGUUAUUGUUGAGGAGUUCGUAAAGACCCACAGAGCAGAAGGUCCAGCAACAAUUAUUGCCAUCGGGACAGCAACACCACCGAAUUGUGUGCUCCAAAGCACGUAUCCCGAUUACUAUUUUCGUAUUACAAAAAGCGAGCACAAGACAGAACUUAAGGAGAAAUUUAGACGCAUGUGUGAAAAAUCCAUGGUAAAAAAACGAUACACGUGCUUGACAGAAGAGUUACUAAAACAGAAGCCAGACUUUUGUGCCCACAUGGCACCAUCUUUAGAUGAAAGACAAGAGAUUGCAAUCAUGGAAAUACCAAAGCUCGGUGCAGAUGCAGCAGCUCAGGCCAUCAAAGAAUGGGGCCAACCAAAAUCAAAGAUCACCCACGUGGUGUUUUGCACCACCACCGGCGUUGACAUGCCGGGAGCUGAUUACAAGCUGAUAAAGCUCCUUGGCCUUCCUCCUUCAGUCAAACGUGUGAUGAUGUACACCCAAGGGUGUUUCGCUGGUGGCACAGUCCUUCGUUUGGCUAAGGACAUGGCCGAGAACAACAAGGGAGCCCGUGUUUUAGUCGUUUGCUCGGAGAUCACUGCACUAACUUUCCGUGGGCCCGAUGAAAAGCAUGUUGAUAGCCUUGUAGGUCAGGCUUUGUUUGGUGAUGGGGCAGCAGCUAUCAUAGUUGGCUCUGAUCCAUUGCAUGAUGUCGAAAAGCCACUGUUUCAGAUUGUUUCUGCUUCCCAAACUAUUCUCCCAGAUAGCGAGGGUGCAAUUGAAGGGCACCUUCGUGAAGCCGGGCUUACACUUCAUCUUCUCAAAAAUGUUCCUUCACUUAUCUCGAAACACAUGGAAAAGAGCUUGGUAGAGGCUUUUCAACCAUUCGGUAUCUUUGAUUGGAACUCACUUUUCUGGGUCCCACAUCCAGGUGGCCGUGCGAUCUUGGACCAAGUGGAGGAAAGCCUAAGCCUUACCCCAGAGAAACUACGGGCUACUCGCCACGUACUCAGUGAAUAUGGGAACUUGUCAUGUGCUAGUGUCCUCUUUAUCCUAAACGAAAUGCGACACUCUUCGGUUACCGAUGGGUCGAAGACUACCGGAGAAGGUCUAGAUUGGGGGGUUUUGUUUGGAUUCGGACCUGGGCUUACUGUGGAUACCGUGGUUCUCCAUAGUGUUUCAAUUUAA